Molecule: messenger RNA, 2118 nt
Organism: Morchella importuna
Lineage: Eukaryota; Fungi; Ascomycota; Pezizomycetes; Pezizales; Morchellaceae
Exons: 5
Coding region: 1-2118 (705 amino acids)
Cellular component (GO): mitochondrial outer membrane
Source: RefSeq, a predicted model, not a curated record
AUGGUACGGGGGGUAGAGAGUAGAACUCCCCGUUGGAGCGGUGCCCAGGAUGACCUUCAUCACCGACCAACUCGUCCACCUCGACGCCCAACUCGACCGUCUGCAACUCGACCGUCUCCCCGCCGCCGACCACGACCACGAUCACGACCUCACCUCCCCCUUCACCAGAACCUUCUCACACCACUCCCACUCCCACUCCCACGCCGCCCUCACCCCAGCACCCACGCCCAGCACCUCCAAAAGCUCAUCAAAUCACUCAGCGCCCUCCCCAACCGCCCACUCCUAACCCCCCACCGCAUCGUCACCCUCCUCCAAUCCGCCUCCCUCGACCCCUCCACCGCCCUCACAGCAAGCGACCACACCCCGCACGACCUCGAGCUCGAAUGGGUCCUGCUCAGCAAAGCCACCAUCCAGACCUACGGCAUCGUGCUCAACUCCCUCCUCGCCCAGACCCUCCCGCUCACGCAGGACAUGUUCUACUGGGACUCUGUCGUCUCCUCGCCCUUCCACACGGCCCUCUACACGCUGCAGACGGCGCCCGCCCGCUUCACAGCCUUCACCGCCGAGAUCCUCUCCGACGCCAUGCGCCGCCUGCAGGAGCUGCGCGACAUGGAGCGCAUCCCCGUGCUGCCGGGCCCCUACACCAUCGACCAGGACGACGACGGCAGCAGCAGCCUCGAGCUGCCGCAGCCCGAGUGGCUGCUGGAGGCGCCGUCGGCGGGCGACUCGCUGUCGCUGACGGCACGAAAGUUCUAUGCGCUCGUGCGCAACGCGCUGCAUGAGCGGUCGUGGCGCGUGGGUGCCGUGUCGCCGCUGGCGCUGGCGCGGCACGAGAUUGGCCGGAAGAGAGCGGCGGUGCGGAGGCUGCGGGAGAUGAAGGCUUCCGCGCUGGGGGUGCUGAUCGGGGAGGGGCUGUCGUUCGGGUUUGAGGACGCCGCUGCUGCGAGCGGCGAGGGCGAGGAUGGCGAUGAGUGGAAGGGGAUUGUGGAGCGCGCGGUGACGCUGAUGGAGAAUGUGGUGUGCAAUGUGAGCAGCGUGGACACCACGCUCGACGAGUUCGAGGAGACGGUCUUUGCGCUGGACAAGCCCUCGUCCUCCAUCUCCUCCCUCGCGCCCACCGCCGCCGGCGCCGGCGCCCCGCGCCCCACAGCGGCGCUCGCAAAACAGCUCAUCGACAUCCUCAACCACCCACGGCCGCCCUCCCUGCUCACCCGCUACUGGAUCCCCGCCACGGCGCUGCUCCUCUCCUCCACCACCCUCCUCCGCUUCCUCUCCGCCCGCCGCGCCGCGCUCAAAACCUGGCUGCGCGACCUCGGCGCAACAACAAUCGACUUCUGGAACAACUGGGUCAUCGACCCUCUCCGCAGCCUCAUCGGCACAAUCCGCCACAGCGCCGACUCAGAGGUCGCACUCAUGUCGCGCGACUCCCUCGCCGCAGACAUGCACAGCCUCGAGCGCAUGGUCGUCGACUUUGCCAUCGACAACCCUGCCAUGGCCUCUCCGGACGCGCCGCUGUCCGACGCCGUGCUCGAUGCGCUCCGCGCCCGCGUCAAGGAGGGCGAUCUCACGCCCGUGCUGCGCGCGUACGAGCGCGACAUGCGGCGGCCGUUGCGCGGCGCGCUGGGCGGGGAGCUGGUGCGUGCGCUGCUGAUCCAGGUGCAGAAGACAAAGGUGGACGUCGAGGUUGCCAUCAGCGGGAUUGACCGGCUGCUGAAGAGCCAGGAGCUGGUGUUUGGGAUGGUGGGGGUCACGCCGGGGGUGCUGGUGUGCGUGGGGGUUGUGCAGUGGGUUCGCGGGGCGAUGGGCGGGCGGCGCGGGAGGAGGUCGUGGGCGCGGGCGGGCGAGAUGGUGAGGGUUUUGAGGAACGUGGAUCGCAUAUUGGGCGGGAGUCGGGGGGUGCGCGGGGAGAAUGGCGGGAUGCUGUCGUAUAAGGAGCAUGGGCUGCUGCUGUGUGAGGUGCAUGUGCUGAGGGAGUUUGCGCGGGGAGUGUUGCCGCGGGGCGUGAGGGCGGAGUUUGUGGAGGAUGUGGAGGAGAUGGUGGAUGUGAGGCGGGGGGUGAGGGGACAGUUGAGGGUUGUGGAGAGGGUUAGGUGGGCGUACGCAAAAUGGAUCAAAUAG